Rosa chinensis is the source of this 645-nucleotide messenger RNA. RefSeq lists its product as uncharacterized. Gene Ontology annotation, cellular component: cytoplasm. The record is from RefSeq and is a predicted model, not a curated record. The transcript has a single exon. Gene Ontology annotation, molecular function: ubiquitin protein ligase activity. Bases 1 to 645 code for a protein of 214 amino acids. Gene Ontology annotation, biological process: protein ubiquitination. NCBI's taxonomy places the organism in Eukaryota, Viridiplantae, Streptophyta, Magnoliopsida, Rosales, Rosaceae.
AUGGAGGUAUUUUUCUAUAAUCACGCUGCGGUGCAAAAAAGGGCAACCCAGCUCAUAGGCUCUUGGGAGGAGGACAAGCUGUUCAUCAGAUUGAAGUUCUACAAGUCAAGCCAUUGGCACCGUGUGCCAAGCGAUCCAAUUGUUGAAUACUACAAUACUAAAAUAGCCCAAAGAGAUUUUUGGGUAAAGUUUUCUCAUUUCAAGCACCAAUUAUCCGACAACUACGACAGUAACAGGGAGUAUGAAACGCUCAUCUGCGAGUAUCUGAAGAGUAUGGGUGUGCCGGAAGAUGAACAUCCUGCUGUUGUUGACAAGCUAUUCCGGGUGGUUGAGGCUGCCAUCUCCCCUGUGGACGCUGUUGUAGUGUUUGUGUGGGACGCCAUUUACCGCGUCGGAGAUGGACAUGAACCAUAUAGGCCCAAUGGGAUUCCUGCGAGCAGAUCAUCAAUCCAGGGUUUGGAGCAAGUGACACCCGAUACUGAUACCUCGCUCUCCUGUGCGAUUUGUUUGGAGGAUUUUGAGCAGGAACCCAUUACCCGGUUGCCCUGCAGACACCAUUUUCAUGUCCAUUGCAUUGUUCAGUGCCUGGAGAUCAACCACACCUGUCCCCUCUGCCGAUACCCAAUGCCAACAGAAGAAGAUUAA